Molecule: messenger RNA, 1030 nt
Organism: Aspergillus pseudotamarii
Lineage: Eukaryota; Fungi; Ascomycota; Eurotiomycetes; Eurotiales; Aspergillaceae
Product: ubiquitin carboxyl-terminal hydrolase
Exons: 2
Coding region: 154-906 (250 amino acids)
Biological process (GO): ubiquitin-dependent protein catabolic process; protein deubiquitination
Cellular component (GO): cytoplasm
Molecular function (GO): cysteine-type deubiquitinase activity
Source: RefSeq, a predicted model, not a curated record
CUUAACUGCGACCCCGCAGAUCAACUCCAACCCCUCACUGACAACAUUUUACCAACUCCGUCUCUCCACUUUGACCUCAGAACCUACCAUUUCGUACCAUUUCACAUCAAAAACCCCGUGUUAUUAUAUUCAAGGAAAGAGCCAAUAAGCAAGAUGACAGACCAUGUAGAUGUCCCAGAAGCCAACAAGGCCUUCGUGCCCCUCGAAAACAACCCAGAAGUGAUGUCGCACUUAGUCCACCAGCUCGGUCUCCCACCGACCCUAGGCUUCACAGACGUAUACUCAAUUGACGAGCCAGACCUCCUAGCCUUCGUUCCCCGUCCCUCGCACGCCCUCCUCCUCGUCUUCCCCGUCUCCAAAACCUACGAAUCAUCCCGCGUAUCCGAAGAUAGCAAACUCACCGACUAUACUGGCUCGGGGCCCUCGGAACCGGUCAUGUGGUUUAAACAGACGAUCCGGAACGCCUGCGGUUUGAUCGGAUUGCUGCACGCUGUGUCCAAUGGAGAGGCUCGGAAACAGGUUCUCCCUGGAUCAGAUUUGGAUGGUCUUCUGCGGGAUGCAGAGCCCCUUUGUCCUAUUGACAGAGCGAAUCUGUUGUAUGAGAGCAAGGCACUGGAGAGUGCUCAUGCUGAUGCAGCGAAGUUGGGCGAUACUACGGCCCCCCAGGCAGAGGAUUCCGUUGACUUGCACUUUGUGGCAUUUGUGAAGGGAGUUGAUGGAAGGUUGUGGGAGCUAGACGGGAGGAGGAAGGGCCCGUUGGAAAGGGGGAAGUUGGAUGAGAAUGAAGAUGCAUUGAGCGAGAAGGCUCUUAACUUGGGAGUUAGGAGGUUCUUGAAGACUGAGGCUCAGGGUGGUAACCCGGACUUGAGGUUCAGUUUGGUCAGCUUGGGGCCUGUUUUUGAUUAAGGGGCAUGCUAAUGUAUCUUUUCGUUUGUGUAUACAUAUUCGAAUAGGUGUUUGGGAGUUUACAUAUGCUGGGUUUGCCCAGACUAGAGUGGCUCAGGUGAAGCCAAUGGCCAGGUAUCUACGG